Molecule: messenger RNA, 1676 nt
Organism: Phoenix dactylifera (date palm)
Lineage: Eukaryota; Viridiplantae; Streptophyta; Magnoliopsida; Arecales; Arecaceae
Gene: FAD6
Product: fatty acid desaturase 6
Biological process (GO): lipid metabolic process
Molecular function (GO): oxidoreductase activity
Source: RefSeq, a predicted model, not a curated record
CUCUAACUCCCUUUUCUGAGUUUUCUCCCUCUCUCUCUGUCUCCCUCCCAAGGUAGAGGGGGAUAAAGAAAGAGGCAGCGGCGUUGCUUUGAAGAGCCUCCGGAAGAGCGUCGUCUUCGCUUGGUUUCGCCCGAGCGGAUGGCGUGCCGGCUCUCCAAUCCCACCUUCCAUAUCGAGGCGCCGCCUGUCAGAGCAUCAUGCGGCAUGAGGUUGAAAGUUUCUCCAGGCAUAUACUGCCUGAAAUGGAGAACUUUCCAGCACAGAGCACAUAUUUCCCAUCAAUCUUUGUCCUACAAGAAAUCAACCAAAGUUGUUCAGGCUGCAGUGCGCCCCAUUUCAGCACCAUUGCUAGAAAAUGAGGAACAGAGGAAGCAGAUGUGUGAAAUGUAUGGAUUUACACAAAUUGGGGAACCACUUCCAGAUAAUAUUACUCUGAAGAAUGUCAUGGAUACCCUACCAAAAAAGGUGUUUGAAAUUGAUGACAUGAAAGCUUGGAAGUCAGUUUUGAUAUCUGUGACUGCUUAUGCAUUGGGAAUUCUUUUGCUUUCAAAAGUUCCAUGGUAUUUGCUUCCCCUGGCUUGGGCAUGGACUGGCACAGCUGCGACAGGGUUUUUUGUCAUAGGCCAUGACUGUGCUCACAAAUCCUUUUCGAGGAAUAAAUUGGUGGAAGAUAUUGUUGGAACUCUUGCCUUUUUGCCUCUGAUUUAUCCUUAUGAACCUUGGCGGUUUAAGCACGAUAGACAUCAUGCCAAGACAAACAUGUUGUCAGAAGAUACCGCUUGGCACCCUGUUUGGAGAGAGGAGCUUGACUCCUCCCCAGUUCUGAGGAAGGCAAUUAUCUUCGGUUACGGGCCAUUUAGGCCUUGGAUGUCUAUAUCUCACUGGUUAAUGUGGCACUUCGAUUUGAAAAAGUUCAGACCAGCUGAAGUUGGAAGGGUGAAAAUAAGCUUGGCAUGCGUGUUUGCAUUUAUUGCAAUUGGAUGGCCGCUGAUUGUUUAUAAGACAGGGAUCCUAGGAUGGAUCAAGUUUUGGUUCAUGCCAUGGAUGGUGUAUCACUUUUGGAUGAGUACUUUCACAAUGGUCCAUCAUACUGCUCCUCAUAUACCUUUCAAAACUUCAGAAGAGUGGAAUGCUGGUCAAGCACAACUUGGUGGCACAGUCCAUUGUAAUUAUCCUCGUUGGAUUGAGAUCCUAUGUCAUGAUAUCAAUGUGCACAUUCCACAUCAUGUUUCUUCAAGGAUACCAAGCUAUAACCUGCGGGUGGCUCAUCAAUCACUCAGAGAGAAUUGGGGCAAGUAUCUCAAUGAAGCCAAUUGGAAUUGGCGUCUAAUGAAGACAAUAAUGACUACAUGCCAUGUCUACAAUAAAGAGCAAUUUUAUGUGCCGUUUGAUGACAUCUCUCCCAAAGAAUCCCAGCCAAUAACAUUCCUUCGGAAAUUCAUGCCUGAUUACACAUGAUGUCAGAUUCCAUUGGAUGUACUUUUUAACUUCCUCAAUUUUUGCAUUAACCUGCUAGUAAUUGGUAAGCAUCCUCUACUUGUUUUCAUUAUCAAGCUUCGACAGAAUACUGCUUAUGUUAUGCUGAAAAUGUACUUCCAAAAUUUUGACUCCAUGAGCAACGAGCCAUUUGUGCAAUUUCCAAGAGAAUUAUGAAGGAAACUUUUAUCAUGGCAUGC